Gamsiella multidivaricata is the source of this 2925-nucleotide messenger RNA. RefSeq lists its product as uncharacterized. Bases 1 to 2925 code for a protein of 974 amino acids. NCBI's taxonomy places the organism in Eukaryota, Fungi, Mortierellomycota, Mortierellomycetes, Mortierellales, Mortierellaceae. The transcript is spliced from 6 exons. The record is from RefSeq and is a predicted model, not a curated record.
AUGGAGCAACAGAGCACUCAGGACGAGCUGGAAGGCUAUAUCCGAGACAUGAUGGCGAUGCAAAGCGAGUCUACGACUGAGCAAAGCCUCUAUGGACUGGAUGCAGAGUUGGAGUGCCUCUUCCCAGCCCGGGAUCACAGCUUGAAGCAGUACUCGGCUGGUCAGAUGCCGACCAUGUCCUUCACUGUCGGUACCAAUCUGAUCCAAGAACCGUCUCCUCUUAGCGCUUCAGCGGUCACACUUUCCAAGGACUUACCGCGAGAUCUUCUCGAGCAAUGGUUGGAAAGCUCCUUGGCAUCUUCGUUGCUUAGCAGUUUAUCAUCAGGCAUCACGCAUGAUGGAACGGAUUAUCCGAUCUGUGUCAUAUCACCACAGGUAGCCCCGUUGAUCACCAUCGAUGCUGUUCACGGAAUUUUCAAGCUGUGCGGGUAUCUUCCAUUACAGAUCCAGCCAUAUGCGCACCCAUCAGCACUCUCAGCCUACCUGGCAAUCUUGCCUCCGGGUUCGGUGUAUCCAGUUUUAGGUGUCAUGGUUUCCUGGCCAGACAAGCUACGCGUUUUAGGAAGUAUUGCCGACUCCUCGGGCGAUCCUGGCAGACUCGUUCCAUGUCUUGAUCCCAUCAUACCCUCUCAGAGCGAACCCCUGGCCACGAGCGUCAGGAUACAUUUAGAAAACACGCUACAGCUCCUUCAUAUGGGGCUUACAGGGCAUCCGCAAUCCCGAGGGAAACUGCAGGAUGAUGUCCGGUCCCUGGAACAACAGCUCUUUUUCACAAGGGCAGAAGUGCAGAGACGAACCGUGAACACAGAGAUCCUACGGGAGCGUUUACGUAUGGAGCAAGUUAUGGACCAACAGCGAACGUCUCUGCAAACAUUCUAUCGCAGCAUCGGAAAGGCCAAUCUGGCAACUCUAUGUGUUCCUCUCUCCAAGUUCCAAUCAGCCCCCGGCUUCAGCUAUGAGCGGCAUUGGAGAGCACUUUCAGCGGUCAAUUGCAUCAAAAACGUGCUAGAACCCGGUCCGAGAGUUCCAUUACCAGGCAACAAACAUUCUGACAAUGUCCCGCUUUUUCUAAAUACUACUGCUGGGAGUGGUGCUGAGCCGUGCGAGCAGUUCAAGCCCUCCUUACUUGUGGCUCGCUUCCAACGUUGGGUGCUUGCUCGCGAAGAAUCAGCACGAAGCGGAUAUGGAGAGACCUCACUGCAAGACGAGUCCACAGAUUUGCUUUUGCUGGAUGCCGAGAGUGACUUUCUGCGUUCGAACAAUCUUGACGUGGACACGUAUUACAGUCUGUGUGACAGACAUAAGCUACAGCUUCCAGAGAUGUCUUUCCGCGAUACUUCAUCUGUGGCUCAAGGUGGUAAGAUUGAUAAUGCUACAGAGUCCGACGGCAGUACGCGUGCUGACAGUCCGGCAGGAAGCGCUCUGGAAGGAAGCACUUUGGACGGAAGCCUGUUGGAUGAUUAUUUCCAGCUGGAUAGCGCUCCCUAUCAAGAAGCGACAGAACCACGAUGCGAACCAGCUAUGCACUUACCGUCCAUACUGGCCUGGUCAAUCCUCAGCCCAGACGCGUCUCUUGUCCCGAUCAACGAGGAUCCUCGCGACCAAUCACACACUGACCCCGAUUUUAUCAUAGAGGAACCGUUACCAAACAUUGCUACUCAUGUCCGGGCCUUUACAGAGGAUUCUUACACGCCAAUUGUGCAGAAUACUCUCAAAAACAUGUGGCCAAGACUCGAUGGAACUCAACAGCACCAUCUCAUGUCAUCACUCGUGAGGAUAUUGGCCUCCAUAUGGAAAAACUUUGACCUUUUGGGUGGAAGUGCCCUUGAGGCACUUUUCGACUGCGAUACAGCACGGGACAUCUCGCAAGAGGAGGGGCAAGAGGAGCAACAAAUUCACGAGCGCACUCGAGUCUGUCUGUCCACUAUUUUGCCGACCAACGCUGAAAUGUUCACUGUCGACUGGGAAUGCACCAAGGAGCCGACACGUCCUAAGGAGACCGCGGAAGAACGUUUGUGCAAACUUGAGAACGAGUUUCUGAAUCGUUCUUUCUUGGACGCUUUCAAAGAGGCCAUUUCGCCUAUGCCACGCUAUCCUCCUCUGACGAUCCACGAUGACUCGAAUAAAAACAGCGACGACUCGAUCAUAAGCGUCGACUGUCUACCUGAGCCUCGCAUCGAGACUGAGCAGAUGAGACCCAAGGACGGAAUGGACGAAAAUCGCCAAUACUCGCACUCUUUUCUGGUAUCUGGCAGCGGUCAUGCCUCGCAGCGAAUGACCACAACAAAGGCAAGAGCACAGGAAAGCAUCACAACUCUGAAGACACAUAUCUUGCCCCUCAAGAUAGAUACUCAACGGAAGUGUAGCUGGAUGCGCCCGAUGGAUUUUUCGCUAGACGAUGUCCUUGUCCAGGCUGAGAUCCGAGACCCUACUAUAGCAGACAAGGACAUAGCUAUGAGCCAUGCUGGACAUAGAAUACCCAGUAUCGUGGGUGUGUCGAGGUGGAAGACGCUUUUCCCUAUCAAAACUGCAGCUGGUCUGCUUGAAGGAUCGGUACCAAGAAGCUCCAACAUGUUUCAGACUAGGGCUCGGUCGUCCUCAUAUCCGCUUGUUCAUCUGCUGACUCUUCCAGACGUGUUUUGUUCGACAGAAUUUGGAGGACAGGAUGAUGGACCUAAAAGAGCGGUUGUUGAUCUAGAACAGGAGGCAGACAGGUCAGGGCCGUGGCGUGGUUUAGCAUACGACAUGCGCCUUUGUUUGACCAGACAUGACCCUAAGGCUGGGCAGUUUCUGGCCUUGUCUUUAGAGGACAAGGAGCGUGUGCUAUACCACCGCUGGAUGAGCAAUUACGCCAGAGCGGACAAGGACAAGAGCAAGGGGAACAGCCCAGGAAGAAGACACUUAAAGGGUGUGCUCGAUGUGUGA